AUUAUUGUCCUGCUGAAUCCGAAUCUUUGUGAAUCUUGUUGAAAUCUUCGUUCGGAGUUCUUGAUUUGUGGUGGCUUUUCUCGGUAUUGGACUGUUUGUUUGUCAAUUCAUUCCCGGGCUCCUUGUGUUCUCUCUUGCUCUGAUUCCAAAAUCCGGGGUUUACGACUUGGUUCUAGGGUUUUGUUGACCAGCUCGAUGAUUUUAGGUUUUCUAUGACGCUCUCUUUACUAAGGCGACGUAUUCGUAUUCUCCACUCGUUUUCGGUUGUGUUCCUGUACUGGUUCUACGUGUUCUCAUGAACUAAUUGCCUCAUUCGUCGUGGUGAAAUUCGAUUGAUCUAUUCUUUUGGUAGCCUGAGUUUGUAGUCGGAAGAUUCAUUUGAUUUUAUCAGGUUAGGAACAGACAAUUAAACUUUUGACUCAGAAAGUUCGAAACUAAUUGGAAGUAUUUUGGCGGGAAGUAUUUGAAAGAGAGAAUUAAAUGGCGUCUAUUCAAAGGGAAGGCAGCUUGGGGUCUAAUGGACGUUCGCAAUCUGGGAUUCCUGAUGAGAGGAAGCGAAAGCGGAUGCAAUCUAACAGAGAAUCUGCUAGGAGAUCUCGGAUGAGGAAGCAGAAGCAAUUGGAGGACCUCGCAAGCGAGGUAGGUCGACUUGAAAUUGCAAAUAAUCAGCUUCUGCAGAGCAUUAGUGCCAAGGAGCAAGCAUUUAUCCAGGUCGACAACAUGAACAAUGUUCUCAGGGCUCAAGCUAUGGAACUGACUGAUCGCCUGCGUUCCCUGAACUCGGUCCUCCAUAUUGUGGAAGAGGUUAGCGGGCUUGCUAUGGAUAUCCCUGAAAUCCCUGAUCCUCUCUUGAAGCCAUGGGAACUUUCUCGGCCAGUUCCGCCCGUCGUAGCUGACAUGUUUCUGUGUUAAUCAGUCCCUCUUCAAGGGCUCAUGGGUGCCACAUUUGCGAGUCUUUUGUUUGUGUAUUCGUGUCAGGUGUUAGGAUUCUGCUCUGGGUUGGUGUUUGUAUGUCAUACUGUCGUGUAAUAGUGUCUAUUGCCUUCUGCAAGUGUGGAUCAUCCAAGAAAAUGUCUCGUGGUACUUUAUGUGUUUUUGGUAAUGGUAAUAAUAUACUGAUACUAUCUGUAUUCGAGGGCUUCUAUCUUUGCUCGAGAUUACUCACCGAGUAAUCGUCGAACGCAAGAAGUUCUUGGAUACUAAUGACAUAGAAUUUGGUCUUAUGUAUUGAAUAUUGUUAAUGCGAAGUACUAGAGUGUUUCCUGUUAAAUUUCCUCCCUGUCAUGUUUAUCUGUUGUAGUUAGAAUUUCAGUUGUAAACGUUGAUUCAAGUCCCAACUCUUACAUAUUCUGUUGGAUUGAGUCCAAUUCUUCUUUAGGUGGUCAAAAAUUUGCCGCCCUACCUUUUGGAUACGAUUGAAUGAAAAAGUCUCAGCCUCAGGUUUGAUUCUGAUUCAUGGUUAUGCCA
Molecule: messenger RNA, 1467 nt
Organism: Momordica charantia (bitter melon)
Lineage: Eukaryota; Viridiplantae; Streptophyta; Magnoliopsida; Cucurbitales; Cucurbitaceae
Gene: BZIP53
Product: basic region/leucine zipper motif 53
Biological process (GO): positive regulation of DNA-templated transcription
Cellular component (GO): nucleus
Molecular function (GO): DNA-binding transcription factor activity; transcription cis-regulatory region binding
Source: RefSeq, a predicted model, not a curated record